This is a messenger RNA of Mus caroli (Ryukyu mouse), 2447 nucleotides long. Lineage: Eukaryota; Metazoa; Chordata; Mammalia; Rodentia; Muridae. The record is from RefSeq and is a predicted model, not a curated record.
GCCAGCUUAAAGCCACGCUAGUGUGAGGGGACAGUAAGCAGCGCGGGCGCAGGCAGAGGUCCAGACGCAGUAGCAGCGGACUCAAGAGGCCUGGAACCUAGCGAGCAACAUGAGCAACAAAAGCGAUGUGAUCGUGGUGGGGGGCGGCAUCUCAGGUAUGGCAGCAGCCAAACUUCUUCAUGACUGUGGCCUCAGUGUGGUGGUUCUGGAAGCACGGGACCGUGUGGGAGGCAGGACUCACACAAUUAGGAAUAAAAAUGUUAAAUAUGUGGACCUUGGAGGAUCUUAUGUUGGACCAACCCAGAAUCGUAUCUUACGAUUGGCCAAAGAGCUAGGAUUGGAGACCUAUAAAGUUAAUGAAGUCGAGCGGCUGAUACACUUUGUAAAGGGAAAAUCAUAUGCCUUCAGGGGCCCAUUUCCACCAGUAUGGAAUCCUAUCACCUACCUAGAUAGUAACAACCUCUGGAGGACAAUGGAUGAGAUGGGCCAAGAGAUUCCCAGUGAUGCUCCAUGGAAGGCACCCCUUGCUGAAGAGUGGGACUACAUGACAAUGAAAGAAUUGCUAGAUAAGAUCUGCUGGACCAAAUCUACAAAGCAGAUUGCCACGCUCUUUGUGAACCUGUGUGUAACUGCAGAGACCCACGAGGUCUCUGCACUAUGGUUCCUGUGGUAUGUGAAGCAGUGUGGAGGUACAACCAGAAUCAUCUCAACAACCAAUGGAGGACAGGAGAGGAAAUUUAUUGGUGGAUCCGGUCAAGUGAGUGAACGGAUAAAGGAUAUACUUGGGGACCGAGUGAAGCUGGAGAGGCCUGUGAUCCACAUUGACCAGACAGGGGAAAAUGUUGUUGUGAAAACCCUAAACCACGAAAUAUAUGAGGUAAGCAACACGUUCAAAGUCAGGGAAAGAGAUCAGAGGCCCAUGUGUAAGGAAGAUUAUAUGAAGCCAAGAAUAGCCCACACUUCAUAUAGUCUAUUUGCCAGAGUUAACUACAUUUAUCUAAAAGAACAAAAACAGAAGAAAGGAGAUCUUCAGAGGUCAGGUUUGGAAUAUUUCUGUGGAACCAUGGUUAUUGAAGGAGAGGAAGCUCCAAUUGCGUACACAUUGGAUGAUACCAAACCAGAUGGCACCUAUGCUGCUAUAAUGGGAUUUAUCCUUGCUCACAAAGCUAGAAAACUGGUACGUCUCACCAAAGAAGAAAGACUGAGGAAACUUUGUGAGCUAUAUGCAAAAGUGCUGAACUCCCAAGAAGCUCUGCAGCCAGUCCAUUAUGAAGAGAAGAACUGGUGUGAAGAACAGUAUUCUGGGGGCUGCUACACAACCUACUUCCCUCCCGGCAUCUUGACCCAGUAUGGAAGGGUUCUACGUCAGCCAGUGGGCAAGAUUUUCUUUGCAGGCACUGAAACAGCUUCACACUGGAGUGGCUACAUGGAGGGAGCUGUGGAGGCUGGGGAGAGAGCAGCCAGAGAGAUUCUUCAUGCCAUUGGGAAGAUUCCAGAAGAUGAAAUUUGGCAGCCAGAACCAGAAUCUUUGGAUGUCCCUGCACGACCCAUUACCAGUACCUUCCUGGAGAGACACCUGCCUUCUGUACCAGGCCUGCUAAAGCUGUUUGGAUUGACCACCAUCUUGUCAGCAACAGCUCUUGGUUUCCUGGCCCACAAAAGGGGUCUGUUUGUACAUUUUUAAAGUUGGGCUUUAGAGCCACAUCCACAGGCUUUUCAUUCAGUGUGUCUCAAAGGCUUUACAAAGGAGUUGAGAUUAAAAAAAAAAUCUUACAAAGACAAAGAGAAAAUAGAGUGAGAAAGCACAGUAACUUGUUCUCCAUUUUGGUUCAUUUUCAACUUUCCUGCCCUCUGAGUGUUUAGAACAGACACACAGGCUUGUCCCUUGCUAUCUCACAACCUACCUGCCCCAUGUACACAGUUUUAUUCAAAACCCUAUGGCUUUAUGCUUGUCUUUCAUCUGGUGUGUUAUGUCCUCACCUAUGUCAAGUUACUUGCCAUUGUACCUAGAAUCCUGUCUUGUUAGAACUGGAAGCCAAUAGAUACUAUACUUCAUUGUCUACUUUAAAGUUAAAUAAACCAAAUGCAACAAAGGUAAAUCCUACUCACACAAGCCCUACACUAAGCUACUGGCAUUUGGGUGGCUAGAACACAAGUUGAUGCUUUUCUCACCUCCCAAGGUUCAUUCGCCUAUGAUACUCCUCCACCUUAUGCCAUAGUCACUGAUGGUUGUUCUUGUGGAUUUACUCUGUAUUAACUGGUAUUGUGUUACUCAGUAGAUAUCUUCUACUCUGGCUGUUUUGUGCAGCAUUGCCAGCUGAUUUUAAAUUUUCUUGAGAUUGGGAGUCUUGUUUUUGUCAUUUUUUUCUUGCAUCUUCUAGUUAGUAUGCUUCCAUUCAAAGUUUAAGACAUGCUUAGGUAAUUAACAAUAAAGCUGUUUGACCAUA